This is a messenger RNA of Rubroshorea leprosula, 1287 nucleotides long. NCBI's taxonomy places the organism in Eukaryota, Viridiplantae, Streptophyta, Magnoliopsida, Malvales, Dipterocarpaceae. The record is from the annotation of a GenBank genome assembly.
AAAAGACUUCCAUAAUUUUAAAGUCUUGCAAUUAUGAACUUUACCUAUUAAAAUAAACAUAAUACACAAAACCUUUUAAUUUUGUGCCCUAUUACUCAAAAAUAGAAUAGACCUUAUCCAAUAAUAGAUUUUGGUUCAACUCCUUGUUUCUAUAAUUUCAAAUAUCAAAAACAAAUUUUGUCGUAAACAAAAAUUGAUAUAUCUUAUUAGACAUUUUUCAAAAGUGUAGCAGGUCGUCAUGCUCAACUUCUUGGUCCCAAGUCAUCAUCCUCAGCUUCUUGGUUUUCCAGGUCAUCUCAUUCCUCAACUUCCUAGUUUUCUAGGUUGUCACUUUUUAGUUUCUUGGUUCCAGGUCGUCAUGCUCAACUUCCUAGCCCCAAUUCAUCAUCCUCAGCUUCUUGGUUUUCCAAGUCGUGACUCCUCAUUUUCUUGGUUCCAAGUCGUCAUGCUCAACUUCAUGGUCCCAAUUCAUCAUCCUCAGCUUCGUGGUUUUCCAGGUCGCGACUCCUCAGUUUCUUGGUUCCAGGUUGUCAUGCUCAACUUCCUAGUCCCAAGUCAACAUCCUCAACUUCCUGGUUUUCCAAGUCAUGACUCCUCAGUUUCUUGGUUCCAGGUCGUCAUGCUCAACUUCUUAGUCCCAAGUCAUCAUCCCCAGCUUCUCGAUUUUCCAAGUCAUCACUCCUCAGUUUCUUGGUUCCAAGUCAUCAUGCUCAACUUCCUAGUCCCAACUCAUCAUCCUCCACUUCCUGGUUUUCCAGGUCGUCACUCUUCAGUCUCUUGGUUCCAGGUCGUCAUGCUCAACUUCCUGGUCCCAAGUCAACAUCCUCAGCUUCUUGGUUUUCCAGGUUGCCACUCAGUUUCUUGGUUCCAAGUCAUCAUGCUUAACUUCUUGGUCCCAAGUCAUCAUCCCCAGCUUCCUAGUUUUCCAGGUCGUCACUCCUCAGCUUCUUGGUUCCAAGUUGUCAUUCCUCAACUUCUUGGUUUUCCAGGUUGUCACUUUGAGCUCCAUGGUUCUAGGUCGUCACUCUGAGCUCCCUAGUUCCAGGUCGUCGCUCUCAGCUUUCUAGUUCUAAGUCGUUGCUCUCAGCUUCAUGAGCUUCCUGGUUCCAAGUCGUCACUCUCAGCUUUCUUAGUUUCCCGGUUCCAAGUUGUCACUCUCAGCUUCUUGGUUCCAGGUCAUCAAUUUGAGCUCCCUAGUUUUAGGUUGUCACUCUCAGCUUACAGGUUAGAAAUCUCAAAUCAAGGUUUCCAAGCCAGAUUCCUCAAGAAUAAAUUAGACCCUUCUAC